AUGGGUGAUAUUGAAGGAUCCCCAGGGAGUUCUAUGCAUGGAGUUACAGGCAGAGAGCCUGUUUUGGCUUUCUCAGUUGCAUCUCCAAUGGUGCCAACUGAUACAACAGCCAAAUUUGAUCUUCCUGUUGAUUCUGAGCAUAAGGCUAAAAAAUUCAAGCUCUUUUCAUUUGCCAAUCCUCAUAUGAGGACUUUCCAUUUGUCCUGGAUUUCCUUCUUCACUUGCUUUGUUUCCACUUUUGCUGCAGCCCCUCUUGUUCCUAUUAUCAGAGAUAACCUGAACCUUACGAAAUCUGAUAUUGGAAACGCCGGUGUUGCUUCUGUUUCGGGCAGUAUUUUCUCUAGGCUCGCCAUGGGAGCCGUCUGCGACUUGCUAGGGCCAAGAUAUGGCUGUGCAUUUCUGAUCAUGUUGUCUGCUCCGACCGUCUUUUGCAUGUCAUUUGUUGCUGAUGCGAGUGGAUACAUCGCGGUUCGGUUCAUGAUUGGAUUCUCUCUCGCAACAUUUGUGUCAUGCCAAUACUGGAUGAGCACAAUGUUCAAUAGUAAAAUCAUUGGUCUCGCUAAUGGAACUGCUGCUGGUUGGGGUAAUAUGGGAGGAGGAGCUACUCAGCUGAUAAUGCCGUUGCUAUACGAUUUGAUUCGCAAGACGGGUUCAACUCCGUUUACUGCCUGGAGGAUUGCGUUCUUCAUCCCUGGAUGGAUGCAUGUAAUCAUGGGUAUUUUGGUGCUUACUUUAGGCCAGGAUUUGCCUGAUGGGAAUCUUGGGGAGCUUCAGAAAAAGGGUGAUGUUGCCAAAGACAAUUUUGGCAAGGUACUAUGGUAUGCAGUUACAAACUACAGAACAUGGAUAUUUGUGCUCUUGUAUGGAUACUCCAUGGGAGUUGAACUAUCCACAGACAAUGUUGUUGCUGAAUACUUCUAUGAUAGGUUUGAUCUAAAGCUUCACACAGCUGGAACAAUUGCAGCAACUUUUGGUAUGGCUAAUCUUAUAGCUCGACCCUUUGGUGGAUUCGCCUCCGAUUUCACUGCCAGGAAGUUUGGAAUGAGAGGAAGGCUAUGGACACUUUGGAUUUUGCAAACACUAGGAGGACUUUUCUGCUUUUUGCUAGGAAGAGCAAAUUCACUCCCACUUGCCAUCACAUGGAUGAUCAUUUUCUCCAUUGGAGCUCAGGCUGCCUGCGGCGCGACUUUCGGGAUCAUCCCUUUCAUUUCCAGGAGAUCAUUGGGUAUAAUUUCCGGAAUGACCGGAGCUGGUGGCAAUUUCGGAUCCGGGUUAACCCAACUCAUUUUCUUCUCAACCACACAGUUCACCACAGCUCAAGGGUUGUCAUACAUGGGAAUAAUGAUCAUGUGUUGUACACUUCCGGUGACAUUAGUCCAUUUUCCUCAAUGGGGAAGCAUGUUUUUACCGCCGUCAAAAGAUAUUGUUAAAGGAACCGAAGAACAUUAUUACACCAGGGAAUACAAUGAUGAAGAGAAAAAGAAAGGAAUGCAUCUUGGAAGUCUUAAGUUUGCUGAGAACAGCAGGUCUGAGAGGGGAAAAAGAGUUGCUUCUGCUCCAACUCCACCUAAUACUACACCAGAUCAUGUGUGA
This is a messenger RNA of Oldenlandia corymbosa var. corymbosa, 1593 nucleotides long. Lineage: Eukaryota; Viridiplantae; Streptophyta; Magnoliopsida; Gentianales; Rubiaceae. The record is from the annotation of a GenBank genome assembly.